AUGUAAAUCAACAUUGUAUAAUGGGAAUAGAGCAAUGCCUUAACUCCUUAGGAAUAAGCAAUGAUAGAUGAAAUGGAAAGUUAGCAACAAAAAGUUUAUUAAGAAAAAGAGAAGACAACUAAUUUUUAAUUUUAUAAGAAACGCGAUAAGAAAAAUGAUGACUUCUUUCGUUUGGAAACGAUCUAAGGAUAAUAUUAGGAAAAAUUAUCAUCGUUACAAAGCAUAACACAAAAUUUAGAAACAAUAUGUGAUUAAUUGAAAAAAUUGAAUGAUGAUAAAGACAAGAUUGUCCAAAAGAUUAGUCAAUUUCAUCAAGAAGCUAAUAUUCACAUCAAUGAACAAAAAGAGUUAUUGGAAUAUCAAUUUCAAAUUUAAGAAAACAUCCAAUAUUACUAUAACAUCCAAAAGAUUUCAAGGGAUUUAGAGAAUGAUGACAAAAAGGAAAUCAAUUAUUAAGUGUUAAUCAGCGAGAUUCAAGAAGGCAUGAUUUUCUUUUCUUCAAAACCCAACUAUUAUCAAAGUGACAAAUGCAUUCUUUAAUAUUAAUAAUUGAAGAAAAGAUUAUUAGGCACUUGCAAAAGUUCUUUAAUGAAGCUUUUAAACAAAGAAUCCUAAUUUAUCAAUUAAAAGUUUUCUCAAUUAAAAGACUUAAUUUGUGUAUUUUAUCCUCCACGUUUUUUUGGCUAUUAAGAUUUUAAUGCUGAUGAUAAUAAUAUCCUUCAACCCAAUCCAUUAAAGUUAUAAUUUUUAUAAAUUAUAUUUCCAUAAUUGAUUCCACAAUUGAAAUUCAAGGAUCCUUAAAUCAAGAAUAAUUAUUAAUACGAAGAGGAAUUUUAAAAAUUCAAUAUAACAGAAUAAAUGAAGGAUCUGUUUCUUUACAUUGAAUCCCAAAUUUAAGGUGAUUAGGAUCUAUAUUCAUUGUAUAAUGAUGUAUUUUUAUAAUACAAUUUUUACAAUAGAUUAAAUUUACACUAACAAAUCAAUGAAUUGAUUAAUAAGUAAUCAAGCAAUCUCAAUUAAACAGGUUAGAUUUUGCAUAAAAUAAAUUAGAGUUUAAUAUAGCAAAAAUUGGUUAGUAAUUAACAUUUAUAGAAGUAGUAAGAAAUACUCAUAUUCGAAGCUUUAUGCGGGAUUAUAUUUGAGACAACAGUAAUUGAAUCAUUUUAUUCAAGAAUGUUUUUCAGGUUAAAUUUAAGGAUUGUUAAAGAAAAUGAUAAAUAACAUCUAUCAAGAAUUCUUGAUAAUUACUAUUAGACAAUGAGAAUAUUUUUAUAGAAGAUCUAUAAUUUAGAUUAAUUAGUCAUGAUUAGUGAAUCGUUGUUGUAAUUGAAAAAUCAUGCUACAAAAGUAUUUUAGAAAAUAAAAGAGAAUUCAUUGGAUGAAAAAGAUUAUUUAUUUCCAAUAUUUCAAAUCAUCUCCUAAGGAAAAGAUUAAAACUAAAUAGUGGAGUGUUUUUAGAACUACUUAAACAUCUUUACGAACUUGUUUCUGGAAAAAAUAAAUUUAGACAUCAUCCACAAAUCCAUUUAAUCAUCUUAGGUUUAAAUUCAAUAGAAAAUAUAUUCGUAUUCCCCAAAAGAUUACAUCAGAUAAAAAUAAAAAUUAGUGAUUCAUAAAUUCUUAAAAACCUAACCUAUUCCAAAAGGGUACGAGAUCUAAAGAAGUGAUCUUUAUCCAGCUGUGAUAUUUGGAUUAGAUCUGAUAACUAAAAUGUAAAGAUCAGUGGAUUAAGUGAUUUUCAGAUAAUUGGCUGGAGAAACUCUAAGGGAAAUCAAUUCUCAGUUGAAAUUAGUUGCAGAAUAAUUUGAUGUUAAAUUUGAUAGCUACGUAUUUUAUUUAAAGAAUAUCAUCUAUUUAUGUGAUGGAUUGGCAUAAUUAGGUGGAGACUACAUAGUAAAAGAGAGUGAACUUGAUUUUAGUGAAACAAAAGCAGUUUUGCUAUAAUUAAUCACAGGAUAAUUGAGACCUGAAAUUUAAUGGAUAGAAUUAAGAUCUCCUGAGAAAUUAUGGACUUACAUUACAAACUUCUUUCAAUUUGUAUAUAAGGGGAUGCCUAAAAUUAAUUAAUAUGAAGUUGAUUGGAAGAAUAACCUUAUGAAUCAAAAGAAUUUGAUGCUGUUUUAGUUUGUUAAAGACAUGACUUUUAUUGUUGCCAAAACAUUAAUUUAAUAUAUUAGAAACUAUUAAUAUUUGUAGCACAAAUUGGUAGAAGAAAAGGAUGAAUAGAAAUUGGGGUAGGCACAAAAGGAUUUCAAUUUACUGAUCUCAUAAGGGCAGAUCAAGAGGUCUUAUUCCCUUUUUUAUGAAAAUAUUAUUGAUUUUAUUUAGGAGAUUAAUCUUAAACUCAACAACUUUUUAGAUAAAAGCACUUUCGAUUAGAUAUAAAUUUAAAUUAAAGAAAUAAUCUAGAAUUCCUUAUCAUUGCUGAGUUAAUUUUAUAUUAUUGUUUCUAAACAUUAUGGAGGAGAGGAAUACGAGCAAUUCUAAUUUCAUUCUGCUGAUGAGAUAAGUAAAUAAAUAAAAAUUGAAUAUUUUGAUUGA
This is a messenger RNA of Paramecium tetraurelia, 2541 nucleotides long. RefSeq lists its product as uncharacterized. The record is from RefSeq and is a predicted model, not a curated record. The transcript is spliced from 5 exons. Gene Ontology annotation, cellular component: cis-Golgi network; membrane; COG complex. Lineage: Eukaryota; Ciliophora; Oligohymenophorea; Peniculida; Parameciidae. Gene Ontology annotation, biological process: intra-Golgi vesicle-mediated transport; intracellular protein transport; Golgi organization.